AUGCUAAGUGUUUUCUGUGUCUUUUUUCAGUGUGUCCACAGAGAUGUAAAACCCGAAAACAUUCUUAUUACUAAAGAUGGUGUUAUAAAGCUCUGUGACUUUGGAUUUGCCAGAAUCUUAAGUGAGUUGACUUAAUCAUAUUGAAACAGACAAGUUGCAGCAACACGUUGCUUCGACACAUCGCAGAGACAAAUUUCUUUGUUUGUACUGGAGAAUUUUUGUGAAAAUCUUUGUCUCUUCAACAGAAUUUUGUCACUGCAACAAGUCUCACAAAAUCGAAUCAGACUGAAUUGGUGCGAUUAUAAUGUUGCAGUAAAAUUCUGUUGCCGAGACAAAGAUUUCCACAAAAAUUCUCCAGUUCACACAAAGCAAUUUGUUACUGCGACUGUCAUGCAACCUGUUUCAGCAGCUUAUCUCCUGACCUGUGCAUACAGAGUGAUAUGUCACCAAGACAUGUUGCAGUGACAUAACACCCAGUGUGUCCUUAAAAUGAGGCAAGUACAAUUGGAGCUUGUGCAAAAAUGAAGUAAAUUGGCACCACAGAGAAAAUGGUGCCCAUUCUUUAUUUUUUCCAAUAACUAAAAAAUAAACAACUUCCCUUUGUAUUCUUACUUUCUGUUAUAGCUGACAAACUGUUAAAAACUGAUUGUGCCUCAAUGUCAAGUGAACAGUAACCGUUAGUUUUAAUGUAAACCUCUGAAUUGAAGUAUGGCACCUUGUUAAAAGAUUUGCAAUGCUCAUAAUAUAUCAUGGAACUUCUCCUUAUUACUUUAUUUUCUUGGACUUUUAGCAAAAAAUGAUGAGUGUACAGACUAUGUGGCAACACGGUGGUAUCGUGCACCAGAGCUUCUUGUGGGCGAUGUACAGUAUAGCUUCCCAGUGGAUGUGUGGGCGAUAGGAUGCGUAUUUGCCGAGCUUAUAACAGGCCAGCCAUUAUGGCCAGGCAGAUCAGAUCUUGAUCAAAUACACUUGAUCAGAAAGACAUUAGGUAUUUAUAAAGUACAUGUACAGUACUGAAUACAUGUACAGUGUAACUGAGGGUUUUAUGUGUAUUGGGGAUCUGGCAUUGUACUCAAAUUGUACUGCCAUCAAUGCUUGCAAAAGCAGUGAAACAUUUUCAAAACUGUUGAACUUGUUUUGAAAAUAAUUUGGGUCUCUUGACAUACUGGACUCCCCAAUCUUGUCUUUAUACCUUUUUUAAGGUGGCUGAACACAGUUUUGCGGGCGGUCAGCGGUAACUCGGGUGACGGAGAGUGUUUUAACUUAGACAAACAAACAUGGCGGCGAAAAAGCAAUGGUAAACAGAAGACAAUUUCUCCAAAGUUACUCAUUAAAAUUUUGUGAUAUUUGGAGGAAUUUUUACUUUUAUCGUGUUUUAGAUAAUGAGAACUUUAAAAUGGAAGUUGAACAGACGAUUUUUGUGACACAUUUAAUAAUUACAGUACAAUUAUAUUACUGAUUAUCUAAAAACCCCUAUGUUAAAAUUUGGUCAAAUAAGUUUCAAAUGGUAAUGAUUAAUUAUAGUAAGCUAUGUGCAAGUUUAUAGGAAAAUCUAAUGAGUGAAUUUUCUAUAAACUGAGCAAAAGUGAAAUUUUAAGGUUGUAUUCAAUCAUUCGUGUUGCCAUGGAAACUACGAAAAUGCCAAAUUUUACCUGUCAAUCAAAAUCUUUCAUCAGUAUAUUUUUCACUUGCCAAGUUUCAGCUUGUGAGAUGCAACCCUUCUCUUGCCAUGAUUUGGCAAAUGACAUGUACUCACAAACUGCCAAAAUUGUGUUCAGCCACCUUAAUAACAGAGCAAGUUUUGAGCUUUUUUCUGAGUGCUGUAAUAAUAAUGAUAAAUGAUAAUGAAAAUAAAAUAAUGAUAAUAAUAAUCAACCACCUAAGUGCAAAGAAACUAGAAAUGAAUGUUAGGUACAACAAAGAACUGCUUGCAAAAAAAUCUGGCCCUGGGUCCUGAAUGGCAGAUUAGUGCUAAUCCAGGAUUAAAAAUUUUGUUCCAUUUUUGUUUUUCUAUUUACCUUCCUAUGCAUUGCUCAGAGUAAGAUUCUGUGUUAUCAUCACUGAAUCUCGAAGUUAAGACACAACAGUAUUUUGUAAGCUUGAGUGACAUGUUUGUCGACGAGAAAACCUUCUUAAAAUUUGGCUUAAUCCUCGGUUAAUCUUAACCAUCUUUCGAGGAACCUGGCCCAGAGCCCCCAGUGGGAACUUCCAGGUAGCACUUUACAGUAAAACACUGAUGAACCUCUGGCAGCCCCCCCCCUCCCUCCCCCCCUUGGUUAACCCUUCGAAGUCCCAAGAGUGACCAACAUCAAUUUUCUCCUAACAAUAAAUAAUACACAAUCAAGAGAAUAGGUUGUGAGAGUUGAUAAAAUAAUAAAAUAAUCACCUGAAAAAAACAAUGCAUUCAUCUUUUAUCAAAUUCUCUUUACACAUUCUUUAUGGAAAUGUAUAGAGACCAGUUUGGAGAAUUUGUAUGUGGAUAUUGGGAUUUAAAGGGUUAAGAAACCAUUGGCAAGGCAAAAUAUUUAAUAAGGGCUGCAUUGCUCUUUUAAGUGAACACAGGCCAUUAACUACUGCAUAUAUGCUAAUAAGUGCAUGUUUUGUUGGAAUGCACUUGCAGGUGAUCUUACUGAGAAGCAAAAGAAGAUAUUCAGAGAAAAUAAAUUUUAUCAUGGAUAUACAAUACCAGAGCCAAAAGAAAUGGUAAGAAAGUUAAUGCAACAACUUACUUUCAGUAGCACUCGAUCUCUUUUCUCAUGGCUGCAGCAUUACAACUUUCAUUGUUGUAGGAGAAAAGUUGAACCUAGAAGUACAAGUGUCUAUUAUUUGGUUUUCUUGUGCUGCAGUGUAUGCAGAGGAUGUAAGCAAAGUAAUUUGAUUUUGUUUCAGGACCCUUUAGAAUCCAAAUUCAAGCUACCAAGCACAGCUAUGAAUUUUAUGAAGGUAUGUGGAUAUACACUUCGUUAACUGAAUUCCAGUGCAUUUGGUGUUGUGGCAUCAGUAGUUAAAGGUUGAAAGAGUAGUCAAUGAUUUGCUUUGAUUUUAUCUGUAUAUAGGGGUGUUUUGAAAUGGAUCCUGAACAGCGGCUAACUUGUGCUGAGCUUCUCGCACAUGCAUAUUUUGAUGAUUAUGAACCAAUGAGAGCUCCUGCUGUUAAAACGAGAAGAACAAGGGUAGGUUCUUUCAACCAAACGCGAGAUUUUCGACAAAAGAAAUUCACAAAAAUUUCCACAUUUCAUUUAAGACGAUAAUUUCAUCCACAGAUUCAAAAAUUCGAACCACCUUAUACAUUUUUAUAAACAGCACCACAGGAAAGAACUCCUUAUACCGGUAGCUUUCAUUUGAAUGGUCUCACCAUAGGAUUUCAUCCACAGACUCAAAUGUUAGAACCACCUUUUACAGCAUAAUAAACAGUACCACAGGAAAGUACUGCUCAGUAGCUUACAUUUGAAUGGUCACACCAUAGGAUUUCAUCCACAGACUCAAAAGUUGGAGCCACCUUGUACAGCAUAAUAAACAGUACCACAGGAAAGUACUGUUCAGUAGCUUUCAUAUGAACGGUCACACCAUAGGAAUUCGUCCGCAGACUCAAAAGUUAGAACCACCUUGUACAGCAUAAUAAACAGUACCACAGGAAAGUUCUGUUCAGUAGCUUUUUUUCAAAUGGCUACACGAGGAUUUUGACGAUAACAGCACAGUAUUUUAAACGACAAGAACUUCGCGGUAGCCUUCAUUGAAUACAUUCAGUAACUCUAAUAGAUUAUUUUCUUUCCUUGCUUGUUUAGCAACGAAUUAAACCUUCGUCAGAUAAUGAACCUCCCUCGCAUCACUUACCUCAGCUUGCCACGGAAUCACCAGCUCCGGAUAGAACAGGUAAGGAAGCAUAA
Molecule: messenger RNA, 3887 nt
Organism: Porites evermanni
Lineage: Eukaryota; Metazoa; Cnidaria; Anthozoa; Scleractinia; Poritidae
Source: the annotation of a GenBank genome assembly